Molecule: messenger RNA, 294 nt
Organism: Drosophila bipectinata
Lineage: Eukaryota; Metazoa; Arthropoda; Insecta; Diptera; Drosophilidae
Source: RefSeq, a predicted model, not a curated record
AUGAAGUUUCAUUUAAUCCUGAUUUCCAUAAUCCUAAGCUGUGUCCUGGUAAAAAGCCAAGUCCUUAUCCCUGGACUCCGAGUACGACAGAUUCCCGUGCUUACCAACGGCCAAAUUCAACCGGUUCCGUAUCUGGAGCAGGCUUCAACUGUUACUCCGGAUUCUGUGAGAGAGCAGUUCAGUCGAAGGGGAAUGACAUUGGCCAAACCUUUGGUUAGUGGAACUCCGGCCCAAGCUAAGCUUCCAGAUUGGCCAAAUACGAAAGGAUAAUCGGAAAAAUUACAAAAAAAAUAC